GACUCUUCAGACCGACGCACCAUCACACAUGCAUUUCUCCCUGUGCUGAGGUUACCUGAAUGUAUAGCAGAAAUAAAUGCGUCUGUUGAUCUCCAGUGGAUGUAAUCGCUGAUCACAGAAGUGCUCGUCUGAGUUCCCCCCCCCCAAUAUAUUUAACGUUGUGUAACAGAGGGGUAUUAUUUUCUGGUGGAGUGUCCUUGACCGUUUCUUGUAAUGCGACUCACCCUGCGGGCGUUGAUUUCUCAUGGACGGGUGGCCCGUCGGAUAGGACUCGGACCUGAGUCCAGAGUCAACAUGCUUCGGAACAUACUCACUGGUCUGGUUCGACACGAGAGAAUAGAGACAACAAGAGCCCGAGCCGACGAGGUUCGCUUUUACGCUGAAAAGCUGAUUGGUUAUGCUAAAAAGGGAGAUACUAAUGAAAAGUCAAUGAAAAUGGCUGAUUUCUGGCUCACGGAAAAAGAUUUGAUCCCCAAACUUUUUAAAGUUCUGGCGGUAAGAUUUGAGAAUCAAACGGGUGUAUAUACACGCAUGGCUCGCAUUCCUAACAGGGAGAAUCUGGACCGUGCGGCUAUGGCUGUCCUGGAGUAUAAAGGCAACCCUUUCCCUCCCUUGUUCCCCAUGAAACAUGUCAGUGAACUCAACUUGUUAAACCAACUUCUGAAAGCAUACAGAGAAGAAAAAGCUCAAAUGGUGUCUGAGAAAAAGGACUUAUGAUCUUUAAUCACUGUAUUUGUACAUUAUAUUUCAUGUAAUAAACCAGG
Molecule: messenger RNA, 764 nt
Organism: Sinocyclocheilus rhinocerous
Lineage: Eukaryota; Metazoa; Chordata; Actinopteri; Cypriniformes; Cyprinidae
Gene: mrpl17
Product: mitochondrial ribosomal protein L17
Exons: 3
Coding region: 214-717 (167 amino acids)
Biological process (GO): translation
Cellular component (GO): ribosome; mitochondrial large ribosomal subunit
Molecular function (GO): structural constituent of ribosome
Source: RefSeq, a predicted model, not a curated record